CAAAACAACAAAGAUCUUUUCAUUCUUAGUGAUCUCCGCCUUCUUCCUCUCUUUCCUUUGAUUUUAUCGAGCAAAACCCCGCUUUCAAUGGCUUCUUCAACUGGACUUUCAUUGAAAUUCUCCCCUCUUUCAACUUCUUUCAAGCAAAACAAGGUACUUCUUCGUGGGAUCUGUAAUGUCAACUCAGUUAGCCUCCCGUCUCGUGGAAUGCGGCUCGGAUCGUUGCGCCUUCGUGUUUCAUGCGCGGCUAAACCCGAGACUGUGGACAAAGUUUGUAGCAUAGUGAGGAAGCAACUGGCACUGCCCAAAGAUUCUCCAGUUACCGGAGAGUCGAAGUUUAGUGCACUCGGAGCCGAUUCCCUUGACACGGUCGAGAUUGUGAUGGGACUCGAGGAGGAGUUCGGAAUCAGUGUGGAAGAAGAAAGUGCCCAGCAUAUCCUCACCGUUCAAGAUGCAGCGGAUCUGAUCGAGAAGCUCGUGGAGCAGAAAUCCGCUUAGAAUGUUGUCGUAAUGUUAGGUUUGUUUUUGUUGCUUAUGGAACAUUUAAACCGACAUGGAAGUUUGGUUGUUCUUCAUCGUUGUGGUUAGAGUAUGUAAGAACUCUGAUGUCUCGUUUCCAUGGUGUCA
Messenger RNA from Hibiscus syriacus, 627 nucleotides. RefSeq names its product acyl carrier protein 1, chloroplastic-like. Gene Ontology annotation, biological process: fatty acid biosynthetic process. The record is from RefSeq and is a predicted model, not a curated record. Gene Ontology annotation, molecular function: acyl carrier activity. The transcript has 4 exons. The coding region runs from base 88 to 498 and encodes 136 amino acids. Lineage: Eukaryota; Viridiplantae; Streptophyta; Magnoliopsida; Malvales; Malvaceae.